Messenger RNA from Micromonas commoda, 1418 nucleotides. RefSeq lists its product with no specific name. The coding region runs from base 37 to 1380 and encodes 447 amino acids. The record is from RefSeq and is a predicted model, not a curated record. NCBI's taxonomy places the organism in Eukaryota, Viridiplantae, Chlorophyta, Mamiellophyceae, Mamiellales, Mamiellaceae. The transcript has 2 exons. Gene Ontology annotation, molecular function: protein binding.
CGCGCGUUCGAACCAGCGUAUAUCGAACACGGCAAGAUGGUUCGCUUCGGCGGUGUCCCCAUGCCGGAAGAGACCGUCGAGGACCCGACGCUGCAGCACAACUUCAAGGGCCACAAGGGCGUCGUCCACGCUUGCGCAUUCAAGCCAAAUCUCAAGCAGCUGGUCACCGCGUCCGAGGACCACUCGCUCAUGAUAUGGAGCCCCGGGGUUCCAAACGCCAGGGCGUACAAGUUCAGCGGCCACACCGACGCCGUCACGGCGGUGGCGUACUCGUCCGACGGCACGACCAUCGCGAGCGGCUCGCGGGAUCGCUCCAUCCGGAUGUGGACCCCUUCAAUCGUCGGGCUGUACGAGCCCAAGGCGCUCAAAUCGGCGCACGGCGGGUGCAUCAGGUCCGUCUCCUUCUCCCGCGACGGCACCUUACUCGUCUCCGCCGCCGACGACAAGACCGUGAAGAUCUGGGGCGCCCCCGAGGGCAAGUUCCUGCACACCCUCUCCGGCCACAUCAACUGGGUGCGCUGUGCCGAGUUCAACCACGACAACGGCCUCAUCGUGUCCGCCUCCGACGAUAAGACGGCGCGGCUGUGGGACGUCCGCGGACAGAGGUGCGCGUUCAUCUACGACGACUUCAAGGCCCCGGUGCGGUGCGCCAAGUUCCACCCCGACGGCGCCGCCAUCGCCACCGCGGGAGACGACCGGACGAUUCAGGUCUGGGACAUUCGCUCGCAGAAGCUGGUGCAGCACUACCACGCCGCGCACGGCGAUCGCGUCAACUCGCUCUCGUUCCAUCCCUCGGGCGACUUCCUCCUGUCCACGUCGGACGACGGGACGGUCAAGGUCUGGGACCUGCGCGAGGGUCAGCUGUUCUACACCCUGAACGGGCACGAUGGGCCGAGCACGUGCGCGGAGUUUUCCCCCGACGGCUCGUUCUUCGCGUCGGGCGGCGCGGACCAAUCGGUGAUGGUGUGGAAGACAAACUUUGACGCGGUGCUGAAGAAGCACGCAGGCGCGACGGAUGUGAAGCUGCCCGCGCCGUUCACCGCGGAGGCGCCCAUCUUGAAGGAUGAUCCGAGAGCGGCGCCCGUGAUGUCUACCGAGCGCGCGAUGGAGGGGCUGAAGGCUGGUUCAACGCCGCCUCUGAAGGAAAAUAAGAACAAGGAGCCGGUGAAGACUCCGGUGAAGAAGCCGGCGGCGGCGGGCGGGGACGGUGCCAUCCCCGAGGCGCUGGCGCAGACGCUGGGUCACAUCGUGGGUCAACUGGAUGUGCUCACCAAGAGCAUCGGGUUGAUCGAGGAGAGGCUCAGCGCUAACGAGGAUAGGGUGAAGGACCUCGUCGGAAUCGCGGAGAAGAAGAGUUCUUCAGCGAGGAUCGCGAAAUAGGGAGGGGUGCAGUUUUAAAGAAUUGUGUCUAUAGAACC